AAAUGGAUAGAGCAGAAGCCUUUGGAACAAGUAAAGUGGUAGUUGACAAGAUCAAGGAAAGAAAAAUGAAGCAACAUCUUAAAGAGAUCAGAUGUGCUAAGAGCUUGCUUGAUAAUUCAAUCCCCAACUCUAUGAGACUCCGUAAAAGCAACCCAAAGAAGGAAAGAAUGCUGGAAGAAAGGUAUACAGAGAUUGAAAGAGCUAAUCGAAUAUUACUUGAAAAAAUGGCUAAUAUUAUUGGAAAUAAAAAAUUUAAACAUCAUCGAUACAAGCCUAAAUCCACUAAAUUUAGCUCAAGUUUCUUCAUGCCUGGCAUAGAAGUAAAGUCAUCUCUCAAUAGUGGUAAGAGAAAGAGAGAAUUAAGUCGCAUAAAUUUUGAAAAUGAUAAGCUACUUAAAAGGCUUCAAGACAAGAAGCCAACAUAUGACAUUGUUAGAUGGGCAAAAGAUAGGAGAAAGAAUGAAAGAAUCAUCCAGAACAUUUCAACGUACCCAACUAUGACUAGAAAGAGACAUCAGAGUGUUCCCAGGAAAAGACUUGUAAAAAUUUAAGCAUGCUGCUAAUAAGACCCAAAACAUCAUGAAUAAGAAAGGAUUUCAAGGAAUUAAGGAAUUAAAUAAUAGUGCAAACGCUAGCAGUGAUAACUUCCUUACUAGUCAACCCAUUCAUGAUGUGUUCAACAAGACUAAUGCAAUAGACGCAAGUCAGCAGACGAUGUAUGCAAAUAAAGGAAGGAUGAUUCUGGAUUCUAAUUUUACUAAGAUCAAAAAGAAAAUUAGGCCUUUCCCAACCCAGCCAAACUCAAUUUCUACUAAAAGAAUUCUUCUGUUUGAAAAGAAGCAACGGAUAGGCAAGAAAGAUUAUUUAGUAGAGGUAUCUAGGGACAAACUUCAUAUGUUCAUAAUUGCUUUCUUGAUCGAGAAUCCUAAAUAUUACACAUUGCAAAUACCAAUGAAGCAAGCCUUUAAGCUCUUGCUAGAUUUGGAAAAUAGCUUUGAAGCCUUAAUUGGUCUUCUAUAUUUCAAGCACAAAAGACUUGUGCUGCCUGAUAUUUUCAGACCACAGUUUUCACCCAGAAAUAUGGCAGUAGGAACAAGAACAACUACUAAUAAAGACUCACAGCAAAAACGUGCUUUUGAUGGUGGGUUUUAUGACAAGGGAACCAUCUCAGAAGCUACUGCUUCCAGACCAGCUUUAGAAAAUGAUGAGUUUGUUAAACCUUUAAUCGAAUCUCAGAACGAAGAAGAUACACAAAAUGUUGUAGAAACUGGCCACAAGCCUGUAGAGACUACUAAGAAAGAUCCUGAAGCAUCAAGCCCUGCUGAAGAAGAAAAGGAUGAGGAAGAUGACCAGUAUAACUUUGAUUUUGAACCUUAG
Molecule: messenger RNA, 1377 nt
Organism: Moneuplotes crassus
Lineage: Eukaryota; Ciliophora; Spirotrichea; Euplotida; Euplotidae
Source: the annotation of a GenBank genome assembly